Messenger RNA from Aspergillus nidulans FGSC A4, 1704 nucleotides. RefSeq names its product dicarboxylic amino acid permease agtA. Gene Ontology annotation, biological process: transmembrane transport; amino acid transport. Lineage: Eukaryota; Fungi; Ascomycota; Eurotiomycetes; Eurotiales; Aspergillaceae. The transcript is spliced from 4 exons. Gene Ontology annotation, cellular component: membrane. Bases 1 to 1704 code for a protein of 567 amino acids. The record is from RefSeq and is a predicted model, not a curated record.
AUGGGUGUCGAGAAAGACGACGGCAUCACUGCCGCGCCCCAAAAUCCUGUUUAUGAUGCGUCCGUCGCUGAGAAGGGCGUCCUGGAGGUGCCUCAGGAAAAUGAACUCCAUAGGGCGUUGAAGGCUCGCCAUAUUACUAUGAUUGCCAUUGGUGGUGCUAUCGGCACAGGUCUUAUUAUUGGAACGGGUUCGGCUCUAGAAAAGGCUGGUCCUGGCGCGAUCCUGAUCUCCUACGCUUUUAUGGGUUUUAUCGUCUACCUCGUUAUGUGUGGUCUGGGAGAGAUGGCCACUUGGUUACCUCGCUCUUCUGGUUUCACUGGUUAUGCCGUUCGCUUCUGCGAUCCUGCCUUGGGUUUUGCAUUGGGUUAUACAUAUUGGUUUAAAUACAUUAUUGUCACGCCCAAUCAAUUAACAGCCGCUGCGCUGGUUAUACAGUACUGGCUGCCCGCCGACAAAGUCAAUCCUGGAGUCUGGAUCACGGUAUUCCUGGUCCUGAUCGUCUUCAUCAAUUACUUUGGCGUCGGCUUCUUUGGAGAAUUCGAGUUUUGGCUCUCCUCCUUCAAGGUCGUCGUCAUAGUCGGCCUGAUCUUGCUCUCCUUCAUCCUUAUGCUGGGAGGCGGUCCCGACCAUGACCGCAAGGGCUUCCGCUACUGGAAGGACCCUGGCGCGUUCAAUUCGUAUAUUGACAUGGGCCCCGAUGGUAACGGUUCCGCUGCUGGACGCUUCUACGCAUUUUGGGCGACGCUGGUUUCUGCCACCUUUGCCUAUCUCGGAACAGAGCUGGUUGGAGUGACUGUCGGCGAAGCUCAGAACCCACGAAAGACGAUCCCACGCGCGAUCAAGCUGACCUUCUACCGUAUCAUCUUUUUCUACGUGAUCAGUGUCCUGCUCGUUGGCACACUGGUCCCCUACGACAGUUCAGAACUCAAACAGGCAAACUCCGCGAGCACCUCUUCGGCCGCCUCCCCCUUUGUCCUGGCGAUUCAACUCUCUGGCAUCCCCGCGCUCCCCCACAUCCUGAACGCCUGCAUCCUGGCCUUCGUCUUCUCGGCCGCCAACUCGGAUCUCUACAUCGCCACUCGAACCAUCUACGGUCUCGCCAAGGAGGGGAAAGCCCCCAAGAUCCUCACGAAGACCGACCGCCGCGGCGUCCCCUUCGUAGCUCUAGGCCUCUGCACCCUCAUCGCCCUCAUUGCCUACAUGAAUGUUUCUAGCAGCUCCAAGACCGUCUUCAAGUACUUCGUCGACCUCGUCAGCCAAUUUGGUCUGCUCAGCUGGAUCUCCCUCCUCGUCACACAUAUCUGCUUCGUCAAGGCGCGCAAAGCCCAAGAAAUCCCCAAGAACGAGCUCGCCUACACCGCUCCUCUCGGCGUCUGGGGCUCCUAUUUCGCCCUUUUUUGGUGCAUUGUCGUCUCCCUAACCAAGAGCUUCGACGUCUUUACUGGUGACACAUUCAACUACAAGACCUUCAUCACCUCUUACCUUGGAAUCCCCCUCUACCUCAUCCUCAUCUUUGGUUACAAGUUCACCACCCGGUGCAAGCGUGUUCUGCCCCACGAGGCAGACCUCUACACUGACAAGGACGCUAUCGACCGUGAAGAGGCGGCGUAUCUUGCGCGGCAGGAGGCGAAGAGGGCUGCGCAGGGCGCCAACCACAAGCAGGCCAAUUGGUUCUACAAGACUUUUGUCUCGUGGCUGUUCUAG